This is a messenger RNA of Vavraia culicis subsp. floridensis, 1381 nucleotides long. RefSeq lists its product as uncharacterized. The record is from RefSeq and is a predicted model, not a curated record. The transcript has a single exon. Gene Ontology annotation, cellular component: RNA polymerase I complex; RNA polymerase III complex. Gene Ontology annotation, molecular function: protein dimerization activity. The coding region runs from base 144 to 1058 and encodes 304 amino acids. Lineage: Eukaryota; Fungi; Microsporidia; Pleistophoridae. Gene Ontology annotation, biological process: DNA-templated transcription.
GGUAUUGGUAUUGGUAUUGGUAUUGGUAUUAUCAAUAACAAUUGUUAUUAUCAAUUAUCAUUACCAAUUGCUGUGCUGUUACUGCCCUUAGUGCCACACGGUACGUUCCCCAUUUUUUAGUGCCCCUCUUCAACCCCAUAAAAAUGAACGGUUCAAAAAUACGCAUAAAAAUAAACGAGCACACUCCCACAUCACUCCAACUCACAGUAUCAAACGCUCCCUUACCGUUCUUAAACGCUCUACGCCGUGUUAUUUUGGAGGAAGUACCUGCUGUUGCCAUAUCAAAGGUACUGUUCCAUAAAUACGUGGGAGUGCUACCUGAAGAGGUACUGGCGCACCGUCUUGGUCUUGUACCCGUGUUUUGCGAUGCUCUGCUCCUGAGCAGUAGCGAGGAGAUGGUGAGGAGUAGCUGUGUUAGGAUGAGGAUAAGGAAGGAGGGGAGUGAUGGGGGUGUAUGGGUGAGAAGUGAUGAUAUUGAGGUUGUACAUUUUGAUAGUGGACGUAGGAUUAGUAGCUGGUCACGUGCUAUGAGUGAGGACCGGAUUGGUGAUGAAGAGAGAAGUGAUGAAGAGAGAAAUGAUGCUAUUGAUGGUACAAAUAACAGCUCUCCAAUGAUAAAACAAGGCGUACUAAUCACUAAACUAGGCCCUAACCAACACCUAGAUGUAGAAAUGUACGCCACAAAGGGUACAGCCAAAGAACAUGCGAAGUACAGCACCGUAAACAUUUGCUACUACCGCAUGCACCCCAUCCUAACACUCACCCGCUCCUUUAAGAACGAUGAUGCUCAUCUUCUCAGAAAACGGUUCAAGAACGGUGUGAUAGGCAUACGUAAGAAUGGUAAAGACGAGGAAGCAUACGUGGUUGAUGACAGGGAUGUAAUUGAUGCAGAGAAUGUUGAAGGAGUGUGUGUGGAGAAGGAUGAGCACCGUGUGCUUUUCUAUGUUGAAACUGAAUUUGUUGAUCCUUGGGAGGUGGUGAAGAGAGGAUUGUAUGUGCUUGUGGAGAAGGGCAAGGCAUUGAGAAGGGAUGUAAGGACAUAUGUGGAUGGAGUAUGAGAAAUGGAGUAUGAGAAAUGAUGAGUGAGAAAUGGAGAGUGAAAUGGAGAGUGAAAUGAUGAGUGAGAAAUGGUGAGUGAAAUGGUGAGUGAAAUGAUGAGUGAGAAAUGGUGAGUGAAAUGGUGAGUAACAAAUACCGAUCAUAGAAUAGUAGUUUGGAAGUGCCUCUCUCUUACUGACAAAGAACCCUUUGAGCAGGUUAAAACACACAAAAAAGUAUUUAAAGAAUAAAAGAACCUAAAGCUAACACGAGCACAGAUAAACAAUCGAAACUACCUAUGAGGUGAUCAAACAUAGAUAAAUUAAUAAAAGGUAUCUUACGA